AUGGUUGGUCCCUUUAUUUACAAAAUGGCAGACAAUUGACGAAACAGAUUUUCUUUAUUUUGCUUUUAACAUUUGAUCACAACUUACGAUUUGAAGAUGAAAACAAACAAAAGGUCAAUUGAAUCUCAAUCAAAUGAUAAAGAAUUAAAAAAGAGAAAACUAGAAAAUUCUUCUGAAACGCCAGCUAAUUCUUUAAAUUUCAUGAAAUCUUUAAAUGUUUUUAUUUUACAAGCUGGGAUCGAGAAAAUGCGGAUGAAUAUAUUUAAAUCACAGCUAGAAAAGUAUGGUGGUAACGUAGAAAAUGAUUUAACAAAAGACGUCACACAUUUUGUUGUUGAUGACAAAAUGGAUUACGACAGAAUGUGUAGACUAUUGAAAAUCAGUACCCCACCCACCAAUACUUGCAUUGUAAAAUCUGGUUGGUUGAGCGCUUGCUUUAAAGCUAAAACAUUAAGUGAUACAUCUGACUUUAUUCUGGAAUGUCCAAAGCCAGAAGUAACCAAAGAACUGCCUGGGACUUCAACUAGUUCUGAUUCUAAGGAAGAAACAAAUCUUGCCAGUAGAUCAGAAUUUCCGAAAGUAGGAAUAAUGUUUGGCCAUAAAACAAAGACAGCACAAUCUGACAAUGAAGAUAGUGACUACUGCCCUAGUGGUGGAGAAUCUGAGCCUGAAGCAGACUUUUCUACAAGUACAUCAUCAACCACAACACCAUCAACUUCACCUAAGAAAAACCUCCCAGUUGGUAACUGGGUGUGUGCACAGUCAUCCAAAACAAGUGUGGAGAAUUGUAAUAAACACAUUACAGAUAAGUUAGAGGAAAUGGUUAGAACUUAUGAAUCUACAAAUGACAGAUGGAGAGCAUUUGGUUAUCAGAAAGCAAUUCAAGUUCUGAAAAAGCAAUCAAAGCCAGUCUCCUCAUAUGAGGAAGCAAUGGCUUUACCAAGUAUUGGUAAGAGAUUGGCAGAAAAGAUAUGGGAAAUAGCGGAGAGUGGCAAUCUACGGAAAUUGGAUGAGCUUAGAUCGAGUGAUGAAUUAAAAGUCAUCGAGAUGUUUAAAGAAGUAUGGGGAGCCGGGGCUCACACUGCUAGAACCUGGUACCAGCAGGGUUUUAGGACACUUGAGGAUUUACGGACAAAAGCAAACCUGACACAUCAACAAAAGGUUGGUUUGAGAUGUUACUAUGAUAUACUUGAUCGAAUGCCAAGGUCUGAGGCUGGGGAAAUAGAACAAGUGGUUAAAGAGACUGCAGAAAGUAUACAAGAAGGUAUCAUUGUGCAAGCUUGUGGAUCUUAUAGACGAGGUAAAGCUACCUGUGGUGAUGUUGAUAUACUUGUGACCCACCCUGAUGGAAGAUCUCAUAAAGGAAUGUUUGCCAAACUUUUAGCAAAACUUAAAGAGCAGGGUAGGUUCUUUAUUGAUCACUUAUGUAUAUAUACUGUACAGCCUCUGUGGAGAAACACCCUGUUGAAGGCAAAAAUUUUGGUUGCCGUUGGAAG
Molecule: messenger RNA, 1496 nt
Organism: Ruditapes philippinarum (Manila clam)
Lineage: Eukaryota; Metazoa; Mollusca; Bivalvia; Venerida; Veneridae
Product: DNA polymerase lambda-like
Exons: 6
Biological process (GO): double-strand break repair via nonhomologous end joining
Cellular component (GO): nucleus
Molecular function (GO): DNA binding; DNA-directed DNA polymerase activity
Source: RefSeq, a predicted model, not a curated record